This is a messenger RNA of Auxenochlorella protothecoides, 2487 nucleotides long. RefSeq names its product Serine/threonine-protein kinase ATG1. The transcript has 5 exons. Gene Ontology annotation, molecular function: protein serine/threonine kinase activity; ATP binding. NCBI's taxonomy places the organism in Eukaryota, Viridiplantae, Chlorophyta, Trebouxiophyceae, Chlorellales, Chlorellaceae. Gene Ontology annotation, biological process: protein autophosphorylation; autophagy; peptidyl-serine phosphorylation. Bases 1 to 2487 code for a protein of 828 amino acids. Gene Ontology annotation, cellular component: cytoplasm; autophagosome. The record is from RefSeq and is a predicted model, not a curated record.
AUGGAGAUCUCGGGCCCACGCCUGGUCGGCGACUGGGAGGUUGGUGCUCACGUCGGCUCUGGCUCCUUCGCCAUAGUGUGGCGAGGCCGGCACCGGCUGACGGGCCAGGAUGCUGCCAUAAAGGAGAUCAACCUCUCCAGACUGAACGCCAAAUUGCGUUCCAGCCUGGAGAGCGAGGUCACCAUCCUCCGGCGAAUAAAGCACGCAAACAUCGUCCGGCUCUUGGACGUCAUAGAGACUCGCAGCCGGCUGUAUCUGGUGAUGGAGUUUUGCGCCGGCGGUGACCUGUCCCAGUUCCUGCGCCACGGCAGGGUGUUGCCGGAGGCGACGGCGCGCCACUUCCUCCGCCAGCUGGCGGCGGGGCUGCGGGAGAUGUGGGCGCACCACCUCGUCCAUCGUGAUCUCAAGCCCCAGAAUCUGCUGCUCUCCCGCUCCUCCCCGGAGGCCGAUCUCCGCAUCGCCGACUUUGGGUUUGCGCGCAACCUGCAGCCCCAGGGCCUGGCGGAGACUCUGUGCGGGUCCCCUCUCUACAUGGCGCCCGAGAUCCUGGGUUCCCACAAGUACGACGCCAAGGCGGACCUGUGGAGCGUGGGGGCCAUCCUGUUUGAGAUGGUGGGCGGGCGCCCGCCCUUCACCGGCGCCAACCAGCUGCAGCUGCUGCGCAGCAUCCAGCGCGCGCCCGCGCGGCUACCGGAGGGCGCCGCUGCCGCGCUGUCGGCGCCCUGCCGCGCGCUGAUCGCCGCGCUGCUGCGCCCCAACCCCGUGGAGCGCAUCUCCUUCGAGGAGUUCUUCCGGCACCCCUUCCUCCGCGCGGAUUUCGCCUCCACGCCGCCCUACGUGCUGCACUCCGGGAUCGCGGGGCGCGGGCCCCAGCCCAUGCCCCGCUCUCGCUCCGCCGCCGGCUUCGGGCAGCAGGUUGUGGGGUUCGAUGGCCCCGGCCUGACGGCGCCGGGGACGAACGCAGCCGCCGUGCACGCUGCGGUGCCGCUGGGCGCGCUGAGCCACGCGCUGCGCUCGCGCGCCUCGCUGGACGCCGCACGUGAGGGGGCUGUCGUCGCGGCGCGCGGCGCCCCGGCGCCCCGCGACGCCGCGCCGCCGGGCGGCGCGGUGCCCCCGUCGCCCCCGGUCCUGCCGGGCUGGGCGGCGGCCGGGUCUGCGCCGGUCCGCACAGGCCUGGGCCACGUCCCUCUGGUCCCCGGACCGGGCCGCAGGACCGAAUCGCCGGCGCCCCAGGAGGUCCGCCGCAGCGUGGCGCGGCACCCGCUGGCGCCGGAGCCCACGAGCGACGUGCAGUCGGGGGCUUCCUCUCAGACUUCCGAAGAAGGUUUUGUGCUGGUGUCGGCGCUGCCCUCGCCCGAGCGCGCGCCGCGCGGCGCGCGUUCGGGCGGGGGCGAUGUCGCACUGGGCCUGGAGCCCGUCUCGGUGCGACCGAGGGAGGCUGAGCCUGGCGAUCCCAGCCUGGUGCCGCAGCGCGCCGAAGCGAGGCCGCCUCCCAGUGACGAGGACGGGCGCGAGACGCCAUCUGGCCCCGACUCGGACAACGACGCGUCGUCAGACAGCCUGAGCGGGCACGCGUUUGCGGGGCGGGCGUCGCCCGGCGCCGGCCCGCCAGGCGACGACCCGGGCUGGGCGACCUGGCGGGGGCCGGGCCCGGCGCGCCGCCUCUGGCGCCAGGUGGCUGGCCUGCUGUGCGCGCUGGCGCGCGACGCGGAGGGCGGCCGCAGCGCGGCGGGGGCGGCCGCCUUCGACCCAGGUGCCGCGCUGAGCCUGCACCUGGCCGCACUCCAGCUGCUGGACGCAGCGGCCGGCGGCGGGCAGGACGAGGACGAGGUGGAGUUGGGAGGUGAUGGACCGUCCCACCCACCCCGCCCACGCUCGCCGCGGUCGCCGGACAGCCACCUGGAUGGCCUGCCCUGCACCAGCCUGGGCACCGAGAUCCGGGCGGCGCUGGAGGGCGCAGGCCGAGCGGCGGCCGCGCUGGAGGGCGCAGGCCGAGCGGCGGCCGCGCCGGAGGGCGCGGCCGCGGCACCGAGGGACCCCUCGUCGCACGGAGCCAGCGCUCUGUCCCCCGAUGGGAUGCCCGAGACGGGCCCCUCGCCCGCGCUGCCCGACCCCUGGGCCGCGCUGUUCGCCGGCGCGCUGGCCUGGGCGCGGGAGGGUGCGGUGCGUGAGCUGGUGGGCGGCGGGGGCGGCGGGGGCGGCGAGCUGUACGCGCGCGCUCUGCACUCGCUGAGCUUCCUCGCCCUGGCCGACGUGGAGGGCGGGGAGGGCGCGCCGCACGCGCCGCGCCUGGCCGACCUGCAGCCGCCGGUGGCGCUCGAGCGCGGCGACCGCGCGCGCGUGCUGCGCUACCGCUCGGCCGUGCUGGCGCGCCUCAUUGCCUGCGGCGGCGGCGCGGGGUCGGGUGAGACGCCGUCGUCCAAGUCGACGGCGCCCUGGGCGGAAGCUGCCCCGGCGCGCGACCCGCUGGCCGGCGCGAGGCCGUGA